AUGGUCAGAUCAACUCAGAUUGCCAGGCUGGAUGGCCUCAUGUUGGCAGCUUCUGUGGAUGAUGAGCAGGCCGAAAAUGAGUUGGCGCAAGUCAAGUCUCAAUCAAAGAUGAUCUUCAGGCGCCUCAGUCGCAACGCUGCACCGGAAGCCAGUAUUGAGUCUGGACAAUAUACACUCCACUACAUCAUCAAAGAUGACGUUUGCUUCCUCUGUAUCUGCGACAAAUCAUAUCCCCGCAAACUCGCGUUUACAUAUCUCGCUGAUAUAGCCACCGAAUUCACAACCACGUACUCUUCACAGCAAUACAAUUCCCCCAAUCUGCGACCAUACGCCUUUGUCGAGUUUGAUACCUUCAUCCAGCGAACCAAGGGAACAUACCAGAAUAGUCGCGCAGCUGCAAAUCUUGAUAAACUCAACGACGAGCUUCGUGAUGUAACCAAGGUCAUGACGAAGAAUAUUGAAGAUUUGUUGUAUCGAGGUGAUAGUCUUGAGCGCAUGGGUGAAAUGUCGGGGAGGUUAAGAGAGGAUAGUAUGAAAUAUCGCAAAGCCGCUGUGUAUAUUAAUUGGCAGCUUUUGGCGAAGCAGUAUGGCCCGUUUGCCGGAGUCGGAUUCAUCAUGCUCAUUUUCAUCUGGUGGCGAUUCUUUUGA
This is a messenger RNA of Talaromyces marneffei, 648 nucleotides long. RefSeq lists its product as uncharacterized. Bases 1 to 648 code for a protein of 215 amino acids. Gene Ontology annotation, cellular component: ER to Golgi transport vesicle membrane; Golgi membrane; endoplasmic reticulum membrane. The record is from RefSeq and is a predicted model, not a curated record. Gene Ontology annotation, molecular function: SNAP receptor activity. NCBI's taxonomy places the organism in Eukaryota, Fungi, Ascomycota, Eurotiomycetes, Eurotiales, Trichocomaceae. The transcript has 5 exons. Gene Ontology annotation, biological process: endoplasmic reticulum to Golgi vesicle-mediated transport; vesicle fusion with Golgi apparatus; retrograde vesicle-mediated transport, Golgi to endoplasmic reticulum.